Chlorella variabilis is the source of this 2016-nucleotide messenger RNA. RefSeq lists its product as hypothetical. The transcript is spliced from 12 exons. Gene Ontology annotation, cellular component: RQC complex. The coding region runs from base 1 to 2016 and encodes 671 amino acids. The record is from RefSeq and is a predicted model, not a curated record. Lineage: Eukaryota; Viridiplantae; Chlorophyta; Trebouxiophyceae; Chlorellales; Chlorellaceae.
AUGGACUGGCGACUGCACACCUUUCUGCCUGCUGCAUCACUGCGCCGCCUGGUUGCCGUGCAGGAUGAUCCGGACGCCGCAAAAGAGGAGGAGCAGCCCAGCAGCCCCGAGGCGGCGCCGCCGCUGCCCCGCCCCGCUGCCGCCGCCGCCGGCAGCACGGCCAAGAAGCGGGCUGCCAAGAAGAAGAAGCAGGCAGCCAAGAAGCGGGGCGGCCGCGGCGGUGGCGAUGCGGACAGCGACGGCAGCGAGGCGGCGGGCGGGGAUGCGACAGCAGCCAAGCGGGAUGAGGAGGACUUGGAUGCUAUCCUGCGGGAGCUCAACUUGCAGCCCUCCACGUCUGCGGCGGCCAGCAGCCAGCAGGCCGCAGCAGGCGCCGCAGCUGCAGGCGGCAGCCGGCCGCUGCUGGCAGUGAACAUGCGGCACCUGAAGGCCGAGGAGGAGUUGAAGCGCAUGUUUGGGUCGCGCGUGGUGGAGGAGGACGACGAGGAGGGCGGCGCGGGCGCGUACGCAAACGCCUCGCGCCGCGUGCGCCGCCUGGCGGCGCGCGGCCUGCUCAAGCGCGCGGCCCUCAAGCCCGGCGCCAUCAUCAUGCCGCACGACACCUGGCCCCGCUUUGACGGCGGCAUCUGUAUGGAGGCGCAGGGCGCCACCCGGGACGGCAAGCUGCAGUUUGGAUACGUCUACUCCCAGGCCUACCAGGCGCGCGCCUCUCUGCCCUGGUGCAGGGGCGCGGGCGCCGCGGUACAGGAGCUGUACGAGGAGGUGCAGGCCACCUUUGACCCCAACAACGUCGCCGCCCUGCUGCAAAGCCACCCGUACCACCUGGACGCGCUGCUGACGAUGCACGACCUGUACCGCAGCACGGGGGAGCAGGCGUACGCAGAGGAGAUGCUGGAGCGGGCGCUGUACGCUCUGGAGAUGGCCUGGCACCCGUCCUUCUCCCCCGCCGCCGCCUCCAUGCACGUGCCUUACGAGGAGCCCAAUGCCCCGCUCUUCACCUGCCUCUUCAGGUACAUGCAGGGCCUGAGCCGGCGCGGGCUGCACCGCACCGCGCUGGAGGUGUGCAAGCUGCUGCUGGCGCUCAACGGCGACGACCCGCUGGGCGCGCUGUGCACCAUCGAUUACCUGGCCCUGAGGGCCGGCAGGUACGAUUUUUUGUACCGCCUGGUCGAGCAGUACGGCGGCGACUCCUCCGCCGCCCUCCUCCCGAACUUUGUGUUCAGCCAGGCACUGGCGCGCUGGUUCCAGGAGCAGGAGGCCUCUUCCGGCGGAAAGGCGCGCGGCGGCGGCGGCGGUAGCGGCGAGGCCGGCGGCGGCAGCGAGCCGCGGCCGCCGUCGCGGGAGCUGCUGGUUCGUGCGGUGCUGCUCUACCCAGAGGCGGUGGUGCGCCUGCAGCGCGUCCUCCAGGGCAAGGGCGUGGGGCGGGACCUGGAUUGGGCGGCGGUGCUGCGCCAGCCGCUGUUUGCGCAGGCGUCGGACGGCGGCAGCGCCAGCCUGGCGCACCUGCUGGACAUCUGGGUGGAGCGCCAGCACCUGCUGUGGAAGGCCCAGCCCAUACAGGACUGGCUGCGGUCCGCUUGCCUGCACGCCGCCACCGCGCCGCCGUCGGAGCUUCCCGACGGGCUGGCCGCCGCCGACUGGGCGUGCGUGCGGGAGCAGGCGUGGCCGGCGGGGACAGAGAACGAGUAUGCGCACCUCAGGCUGCACGACUUUAGCGACGCGGUGGCCAGGCUGCCGGCGGAGGAGAUCCACGGCUGGGGGGGCGUAGGCGGCGGCGGCGUGGAUGUGGCGGCGCUGGAGGCAGAGAUGCGAGCUCUGGCGCAGCAGAUCCAGGAGCGGGGCCCCGACCUGACUGAUGAGGAGAUGCGGCAGCAGAACCCGCUGGCCGCGCUGCUGCGCUCGCUGCUGCCCUGGGCCAACCUGGGGCAAGCGCCCGACUACGAGGCGGAGGACGGCGGCGGCGACGGCGGCGACGGCCAGCAGCAGCAGCAGCAGCAACAGCAGCCUCCCGGCUAG